GUCAACUUCUAUCUCUCUUCAGUUAUAAAAAUUGACAUUUCAUGUCAUGUAUUCGAACAUUUCAAGCUUCUUAUGUUCUUCGUGCUCUUUGAUUACCAGUUUCUAAAUAGUAUCAUUAGAUGCCCUUAAGAGCAACUUAUUAUUCACAUGGCAUCACCACCAACGUCACAACCACCGGUCUCUUUAAAGGUAGUAGUCCUUUUCCUUCGGGUUCUAACCGGAGUUUUUCUCGUUAUAACGGUGAUCAUCCUCAGCACCAACAGCAUCACUAUUGAAUCUCAAGGAACCGUAAUGAAAUUUCAUUUCAAAGAUGUUUCUGCCUUUAGAUACAUGUUCUCAGCCGCCAUCAUCGGACUAGUUUACGCUGUCAUACAACUGUUCUUCACAAUCUCUGAACUCGCCACAAGAAUAAAAUACCCUAUUAAUUAUCAACUCGAAUUUUAUGGUGACAAGAUAAUAUCAUAUUUAUUGGCAACUGGUUCGGCGGCUGGAUUUGGAGUGAGCAAAGACUUGAAAGAUGCAAUUCUAGCAUUAGUUGUAUUAGAUCCAACUGAUCCUGUGGAUAAUUUCUUCAGCAGAGGAUACGCAUCGGCUAGUAUGCUUCUCUUGGCUUUUGUCUGUCUAGCCAUUUUAUCCGUUUUUUCAUCCUUCGCCAUUUCCAAACACCAGUUUACUUAAGUCUCUUCAUUAUUUAACUUAAUACUCUUUUCCAAUGUGAUUUGAUCAGAUAGCUUUGUCGCAAUGUUAAGUGUUUUGGUGCAAUUCUUUGAAUAUGUUUGAGAUUGUAUUUGUUAUGAAAACUCAUGUUUUAUGUAGAUAUAUAGAUAAGUGUUGGUGAAUGCUGAAUCUGUUGUAUUGAACAAUGGGUAUUAAGUUUGUGUUAAAAAAAAAAUUAGUUUGUUUAUACUCAAUGAAAGUUUCAAUUUGAG
Messenger RNA from Eruca vesicaria subsp. sativa (arugula), 929 nucleotides. NCBI's taxonomy places the organism in Eukaryota, Viridiplantae, Streptophyta, Magnoliopsida, Brassicales, Brassicaceae. The record is from the annotation of a GenBank genome assembly.